AGGGGAGAGAAGGAGAGAAGGAGGAGAGGGAAGGAGGAGCGGAAAGAAGAGAAGGGAGUGAAGGAGGCAGGAAGGAAGAGGAGCAAGGCAGGCAGGCAGGCCGACUAGCCGAGAGCGAGCAAGCGAGCGGCUGCGGGAGCGGGAGUGCCGGAGAGGCCCCGGGAGAGGCCCCGGAGAGGAGCGCGGGCCGGGGGCAGAGCCCCCAGCGCCUCCAGCCCGCGGGCCCGUCCGCCAUGCAGGGGCGCAGAGCGCGCCGCCGCCGUCACCAAGUCCGAGAACCAGAGCGGCUGGGCAAAUCCUAGAGCCGGAGACCCAUUCCUGGAAAGAACCCGUCGUCCAGGGGCUCUGAGACCUGCCUCCAAACCCGUCCCUGGCCUGUUCUAGGCAGUCCAUGUUCCUGGAACGCCCACUGAGGACUUCUCCUGGGGUGCCGAGGAGCAGGAUGGCGUCGUGGGUGUGGACACUGAUCUUGCUGAGCUCCUCGUGGCCCGCAGGCCACGGCUCGAGGCCCUGGAAGCUGGAAUUCUUCCGCAGUAAGACAGAGUUAAACCACCUGGUGGUCGAUGAAGUGUCGGGGACUGUGUAUCUGGGGGCCGUGAAUGCCCUUUACCAGCUCACUGCUGACCUGCAGCUGGUCCACGCGGUGGAAACGGGGCCUGCCCUGGACAACAAGAAAUGCACCCCGCCCAUCGAGCCGAGCCAGUGCCAAGAGGCUGUGGACAUGGAUAAUGUCAACAAGCUGCUCCUGCUGGACCGGCCGGCCGGCCGCCUGGUGGAGUGCGGCAGCCUCUUCAAGGGCAUCUGCGCCCUCCGGGAGCUGGGCAACAUCUCCCACCGCAUCUUCUACGAGGACAGCAGCGGGGAAAAGUCCUUUGUGGCCAGCAACGACGAGCGGGUCUCCACGGUGGGGCUGGUGACCAGUGUGGGCAAGGAUGAUGGCGACGGAGGGCCUGGUGAGCGUGUGCUUUUCGUGGGUAAGGGCAAUGGGCCCCACGACAACGGGAUCAUCAUCAGCACCCGUCUGCUGGACCGCAAGGAUGGCAAAGAGGCCUUUGAAGCCUACACAGACCACACGGCCUUCAAGGCGGGCUAUCUGUCGGCCAACACCCAGCAGUUUGUGGCUGUGUUUGAGGAUGGCGACUACGUCUUCUUCAUCUUUAACCAGCAGGACAAGCAGCCCGCCAAGAACCGUACCAUCGUGGCCCGGAUGUGCAAGCAAGACUCCUUCUACUACUCCUACUUUGAGAUGGACCUGGAGUGCCAGGGCGCCUCGGGGGACGUCUACAGCAUCUGCCACGCAGCCUUCGUGGCGCCAGGACCCACCCCGGAGGCCAGCCAGGUGCUCUUCGCCGUCUUUAGUAAAGACAGUAAGGGCAGCGGGGGCACCCCUCGCUCGGCACUGUGCCUCUUCCCCUUGGAGAAGAUCCACCAGAAGAUGGAGGAGAAUAGGAACAAAUGCUACAUGGGAGCCCAGGGGAGCAGCUCCGAGACCUUCUACAAGCCCUUUCACGGGGACAUCCAGUGUGUGAGCCACGGAGCGAUGGCCAGUCAAAGCUUCCGCUGUGGCUCUGAGCACCUACCAUACCCACUGGGGAGCCGGGAUGGGCUGGUGGGCACCGCUACCCUGCAGAGAGAUGGCAUGAAUCUGACAGCAGUGACUGUGACAACUGAAAAUGGGCACACUGUGGUCUUACUGGGGACAUCUGGUGGCCGCAUCCACAAGGUGUUCCUGAGGGCUGAUGGGACGUCCAUGGAAUACGGCUCUAUCCUUGUGGAAAUGAACAAACGGAUUGAAAGAGAUCUGGUGUUUUCUACCAAUGGGACAAAUCUCUACGUUAUGACCCAGGACAAGGUUCUCCGGUUUCCUGUUCAGGAGUGUCUAAGCUACACGACUUGUGAGCAGUGCAAGGAGUCUCGGGACCCCUACUGUGGCUGGUGUGUGCUCGAGGGACGCUGCACCAGGAAGAUCAACUGCUUGAGGGCAGAGGAGAAGAAUCACUGGCUCUGGAGUUGGGGUGACUCCUGUGUGACUGUCACCAGUGCCCAGCCCCAGAAUAUGAGCCGCCGUGCUCAGGGAGAGGUGCACUUGACAGUCAGCCCUCUCCCAGCUCUGACAAUAAAUGAUGACCUUCAGUGUAGCUUUGGGGACUCACCAGCACACCCUGCCCGUGUGGAAGGAGAGACCAUCAUCUGUAACUCCCCCAGCAAGAUCCCCCCGACACCUCCAGGCCAAGACCAUGUGGAAGUCCUGAUAAUACUCACCUUCUUGCGAACCCCUGUGUUCUUGACCUCUCACAUGUACCCAUUCUAUGACUGCAAGGAGGCCAUGAGUCUGAAAGAGAAUGUUCCGUGCAUCUCUUGUGCCAGUAAUCGCUGGAACUGCCAGUGGGACCUGAAGUACCACGAGUGCCGAGAGUCUUCCCCUAACCCUGAGGAGGGCAUCAUCAAGGCCCACAUGGAGGAAAACUGCCCCCAGUUCCUGAACCCUAACCCGAUGGUCAUUCCCAUGAAUUAUGAGACAGCUGUGAACUUUGAGGGGAAGAAUCUGGAUCCAGUGAAGGUAUCAUCCCUGCAUGUGGGCAGUGAGAAGCUGAAGUUUGAAGAGCCAGUGACCACUGGGGAGUCGGGCACCUUCACCUUUACCACCCCCAAGUUAUCCUAUGAUGGAAACGAGACGCUGCCCCUGAACUUGUACAUCAAGUCUUAUGGGAAGAACAUCGAUAGCAAACUGGAGGUGACCCUGUACAACUGCUCCUUUGGCCGCAGCGACUGCAGCCUCUGCCUGGCUGCCAACCCUGCCUACCGCUGUGUGUGGUGUGGGGGCCAGAAUCAGUGUGUGUACGAGGCCCUGUGCAGCAACGUCACUACCGAGUGCCCGGCCCCUGUCAUCACCAAGAUCCAACCCGAGACGGGUCCCCUGGGCGGGAGUAUUCGAGUCACCAUCCUGGGCUCCAACCUGGGCAUCCGAGCCGACGAUGUCCAAAGGAUCACAGUAGCCGGCAAGAACUGUGAUUUCCAGAGGGCCCAGUAUUCCGUGUCCACCAGGAUCGUGUGUAAGGUGGACCCUUCGGAGGAAGCCAUCACGGGGGGCAUCGAGGUGGACAUCAAUGGGAAGCUGGGCCAGUCACCGCCCCAUGUCCAGUUCACCUAUCAGCAACCAGUACCCAAGAAGGUGAGCCCCACUCAGGGGCCCCAGGCUGGCGGGACCACCCUGGUCAUCAGCGGCUCCUACCUAGACACUGGAUCCCCUGAGGAUGUCCGGGUGAUCCUGGGCACCUCCAAGAAGGGAGUGCCCUGUGAGGUCAUUGAAUUUGGGCCGCAGCUCCACUGUAUCACAGGGCCCUAUGAGGCCCUCGGGGAGGUCCCCAUUGAGGUCUACUAUGGCAGCUCCCUGGCAGCAGGGGACCGAGUCACCUUCACGUACUGGGAGAACCCGGUGCUAAAGGCCUUUGAGCCCCUCCGGAGCUUCGUCAGCGGAGGCCGGAACAUCAACAUCACGGGCCAGGGAUUUGACCUCAUCCAGAACUUCUCCAUGGUGGUAAUUGCAGAGCCCCUUCGAUCCUGGAGCAAGAGGAGGAAGAGGCAGGCUCAGAGCCCUCUCCAGGCCAUGACGGUGGUAGGGACUACGUAUACCCGGUACAGUGACACCAAAAUCGUCUUCUCGUCCCCCCAAGUCCCUGACGACCCCGAGGCCUACAACAUCACCACGCUGCUCCAGAUGGACGGCCACCGCGUCCUGCUGAAGACCGAGGCUGGGACCUUCGAGUACGUCCCAGACCCCACCUUUGAGAACUUCACUGACGGCGUCAAGAAACAAGUGAACAAGCUCAUCCAUGCCAGGGGUACCAACUUAAAUAAGGCCAUGACCAUCCACGAGGCAGAGGCAUUUGUGGGUGCCGAACGAUGUUUCAUGAAGACAUUGACUGAGACCGACCUGUACUGUGAACCCCCCGAGAUACAGCCGCCCCCCAAGCGGCGGCAAAAGAGAGACACCACCCACAACCUGCCCGAGUUCAUUGUGAAGUUUGGCGCCCGGGAGUGGGUCCUCGGCCGGGUAGAGUAUGACACGCGGAUGAGUGACAUGCCCCUCAACAUCAUCUUGCCCCUGGUCAUCAUCCCCAUGGUGGCUGUCAUUGUCUUCUCCGUCUACUGCUACUGGCGGAAGAGCCAACAAGCUGAACGUGAGUACGAGAAGAUCAAGUCUCAGCUGGAGGGCCUGGAGGAAAGCGUCCGUGACCGCUGCAAGAAGGAGUUCACAGACCUGAUGAUUGAGAUGGAAGACCAGACCAAUGACGUGCAUGAAGCCGGGAUCCCCGUGCUGGACUACAAGACCUACACAGACCGAGUCUUCUUCCUGCCCUCCAAAGAUGGGGACAAGGACGUCAUGAUCACCGGGAAGCUGGAUAUCCCCGAGUCUCGCAGGCAGACAGUGGAGCAGGCUCUCAACCAGUUCUCCAACCUGCUGAACAGCAAAUCCUUCCUCAUCAAUUUCAUCCACACGCUGGAGAACCAGCGGGAAUUCUCCGCCCGGGCCAAGGUGUACUUUGCAUCCCUGCUGACGGUGGCCCUUCACGGGAAGCUCGAGUACUACACAGACAUCAUGCGGACACUCUUCUUGGAGCUCAUGGACCAGUAUGUGGGUGCCAGGAACCCGAAGCUGAUGCUGAGGAGGUCAGAGACCGUAGUGGAGAGAAUGCUUUCCAACUGGAUGUCCAUCUGUCUCUAUCAGUAUCUCAAGGACACCGCUGGCGAAUCACUUUACAAGCUCUUCAAGGCCAUCAAGCACCAGGUGGAGAAGGGGCCUGUGGACGCAGUGCAGAGGAAGGCCAAGUACACCCUGAAUGACACCGGGCUCCUGGGGGACGAUGUGGAGUACAUUCCAUUGACUGUGAAUGUCAUUGUUCAGGAGGAAGGUGUAGAAGCCAUUCCCGUCAAAGUCCUCAACUGUGACACCAUCACCCAAGUCAAGGAGAAGAUUAUUGAUCAGGUGUACCGCACACUGCCCUGCUCAAGGUGGCCCAAGGCUGAGAGCGUCGUCCUGGAGUGGCGUCCUGGUUCCACAGCCCAAAUCCUGUCUGACUUGGACCUUACGUCACAGCGUGAUGGCCGCUGGAAACGGAUCAAUACACUCAUGCAUUACAAUGUCCGGGAUGGGGCCACCCUUAUCCUUUCCAAGAUGGGGAUCUCCCAGCAGCCUGAGGACAGCCAGCAGGACCUGCCUGGAGAGCGCCAUGCCCUCCUGGAGGAGGAAAACAGAGUGUGGCACCUGGUGAGGCCCACAGAUGAGGUCGAAGAAGGAAAGUCCAAACGGGGCAGCAUGAAGGAAAAGGAGAGGACCAAGGCCAUCACGGAAAUCUACCUGACCCGCCUGCUCUCUGUGAAGGGCACGCUGCAGCAGUUUGUGGAUAACUUCUUCCACAGCGUCCUGACGCCUAGCCCGACCGUACCCCCAGCUGUCAAAUACUUCUUUGACUUCUUAGACGAGCAAGCAGAGAGACAUGAGAUCAAGGACGAGGACACAAUUCACAUCUGGAAAACCAACAGUUUACCACUCCGAUUCUGGGUAAACAUCCUGAAGAACCCUCACUUCAUCUUUGACGUCCACGUCCCGGAGGUGGUAGACUCAUCCCUGUCCGUCAUUGCCCAGACUUUCAUGGAUGCCUGCACUCGGACAGAGCACAAGCUGAGCAGGGAUUCUCCCAGCAACAAGCUGCUCUACGCCAAAGAGAUUUCCACCUAUAAGAAGAUGGUGGAGGAUUACUAUAGAGGGAUUCGACAGAUGGUACAAGUGAGCGACCAAGACAUGAACACCCACUUAGCCGAGAUUUCCCGGGCACACACGGACUCUCUAAACACCCUCGUGGCCCUGCAUCAACUGUACCAGUACACCCAGAAGUACUAUGACGAGAUCAUCAAUGCCCUGGAGGAGGACCCUGCAGCCCAGAAGAUGCAGCUGGCCUUCCGCCUGCAGCAGAUCGCAGCUGCCCUGGAGAACAAGGUCACGGACCUCUGACGCGGCUUCCCGUCAGACCCGCCGCCGCCACGUCCUCUUUCCUCCCAUUUGAUACUGUACGAGAAUUCUGCGCGAAAGGAAUCAUGGUUUUGUGGAUCAGCCAGCCGAGAUGUUAAAGGAUUCGGACUCCAAAUGCCCGGGCGGAGGGGCUCGCUCUCAGGAACAGACGGCACCUUCGAGAGCUCCCUGUCCCCCCGAGGGGAGGCCAGCCUUAGCCACUGAGCCCAAGUCCUCCGGCCCACGCUGGCCCAGGGGAUCCCACUCCUGCUGCCUGCUUUCCGCGACAGGAUGAGUUCUGGGUUAACAUCUCAAUGUGCGAUCAGGGGCCGGCUGGACUCCAGGCUGCCCGGAGUCCAGCUCCGCCUGCCCCCCCCUGCCACGCAGGGGCCCUGGCAUGUGGGGUGUUUCCUGAUUGAUUGUAAAUGUGCCUUAUUGAUCCCCUGCUGCCUGCGACUUGGGGUAGAAGAGAGCGGCGCGCCCUAUUCUUCCUGUGCGCCCCCAGCGAGCAGGACUGCUCAUUUUGACCUUCUGUGGUGUCUUGGGGCGCCACGCCAGCUGUGAGCUGCCGGAGGUCUGAGUGCCUGCCUACUUGCCCAUCCCUGGCACUCGGCUGCCAUCCAAUGGCAUCUCCAGCCCUUUUCUGUCUUUCCCAGGAGGUGAGAGACAAAAUUCGGUACGAUUUCCCCCAGCACAAGGGAUGGAGCGACGUAGCCCCGCGCUCCCACCCCGCCCCCAGCCCCUUUGGGCUCCUGCACGUGGCAGGGACCCCUGGGAUGGGGCAGCUGCGGCAGAGGGUCACCCCCUGCCCAGCUCGGCCCCCCAGCCAGCCCCGGGAGCGAGUAACGGCCGGCGAAUCGCCCUUCCCGGGCAGCUGCGUGGACCAUACCCGACCGACCGUGAGGGGCGUCAAACGUCCCAUCAUGUGUUGGCCACACAAGGCCACGUGGGACAUUGGACACGUGAGACUUUAGUCAUGUCUAGUGUUGAACACAUGAGGUCGUGUCAAAUGUGGAGUGUUGGUGUCUCGUUGAGUGUUGGCCAUGUUAUGAGUCAGGCAUUGAAUGUCGGGACUCCCAGAGGAAGACCACGGGAGGGCGAGCGCCCCGGCGUGGGAGGUCCCACUCCUGCCGUGGUCCCCAUCGUGUGUGGCACGGGGACCUGGGGGUCUGGGCGGCUUGGGGGAAGCCCCCGCCACCCCCUUCCCCACUGUGUAAAUCUUGUUCAUCGUAAGCCAAAUACAACGUGUCCUUUUUCA
Molecule: messenger RNA, 7268 nt
Organism: Monodelphis domestica (gray short-tailed opossum)
Lineage: Eukaryota; Metazoa; Chordata; Mammalia; Didelphimorphia; Didelphidae
Gene: PLXNB2
Product: plexin B2
Biological process (GO): positive regulation of axonogenesis; regulation of cell shape; regulation of cell migration
Cellular component (GO): plasma membrane; semaphorin receptor complex
Molecular function (GO): semaphorin receptor activity; protein binding
Source: RefSeq, a predicted model, not a curated record